Oikopleura dioica is the source of this 1029-nucleotide messenger RNA. The record is from the annotation of a GenBank genome assembly. Lineage: Eukaryota; Metazoa; Chordata; Appendicularia; Copelata; Oikopleuridae.
AUGAACUUGCUCUUUUUGUUCGUUCAAGCGCUGCUCCCCUCGGCAAAUGCGAAAGCUCCAAAAGAGAAAGAUUGGAAGAUGAAAGAUGGAUACUAUCCGAUCUUGAGCAACUUUUUCGAAGGAAAACUUUACGUGAUAAAAGUGCUCGGCCACGUCGCAAAGGACGUCGGUUCGGUCUGCAUCCCUGACAAGAAACAACGAUGGCGGUACGCCGAUGCCGCUUGCAAACGACUUGGCUUCCCUGGCGUCGAGAAAGUCGCUAAAUUCAGCGAGUCGAGUAGCUUCAGCGGCCCGGGCGCGAUUAAAUGCGGCAAGACUCGAAGCGACUGCGAUCUUGACUACUACGUCACGGGUGCGAACUGCUCUGCGGAUGCUUCAUGGCCAGAGUGCGACGUGAAAACGAUUGUGGACGAACAAGGCGAGGAGUGUCUCCGCGAUAGGGACGAACUGUAUGUUCGAUGCAACUUCAAAUUGAAUAUUACUUUCACUGGAAAUCAAAAAAUCACCAACUUCAUUGAGGAAUCAUUUCAAGAACUAGAAGUUGUCAAGAACGGGCUGUGCUCUCACGGGACGAAAAUCAAGAUCAACAUUUGCGGUCUUGGUCGAACACCACGAAUCGCGUCCACUGGCAAGGAACCCCACUGGCAAGGUUUUCCACAAUACUGCCAAGGAGCCGUCAUCAAGCAAACAUGCUGUCCAACAAAUAACGACCCAGUCAUCAUUCCGAAAUUCAACGAAAGCUCUCAAAAGCAUGAUUUUGAGUACCGCCCGCCAACUGCUCUCCAAAGUGAUUCUACUUCAAUUGACAAAUUGACAAAUUGUGAUCCAGAUCACCAGUGUAAUAUUGUUCACUGGAGUCCAGCGGAAGAGCUUGAACUUAAAUCAAGUCAAUGCAGUUUUCCAGUCAAUAAUCACAAAAAAAGACUCUUUCUUUUCAAAAGAGAAAGCCAGAAAGUGCCAGAAAUGCUGGCAGAGAAUCACUUCAAGAGAGCAACGAAAUCAAAGACGAAUCGAAAACUUCUUCAUUAA